ACGCUUACGAUUUUUGUUGCCGUUUACUUAACACAAACCUCUCCUCAGUUCAUUACUAAACUAAUUUUCUUAAGUUUUAUCUCUCCGAACUACCUUUCCGCAGCUCACUAUUCACCCGAAUUCGUUCUCGCCGCCUAGACGUUUAAACAAUCUGCUGUAGGCAAACUCCUGGCGAGUGCAUUGUGGGAAUGAGGAGGACUUCCUAGCUGCGGGUCGCUGCCCCUGUUAGGACUGUCAAGAGCGCUUUACAGACACAGGAGGUCAGCAAAGUGGACAUCUGUCAGGUGCGAAGAGAAGAAGAAGCUGAACAGAAGAAAAUCAAAAUACAAAUAUUCGUUAAAAGGAAAUGGGAAGUUUGCAUACAGAAGGACUUGAGGUCAACUCUGCCCUAGUUGCUCAGCGUCGAUGCCGGUUUUGUACAACUUUCAGCUAAGUCACAUUUUUAUUAUGAAAGUUUUAAAUAGUCGUAUGGAAAACGUGAAGGAAGAGUUUAAGCGUUUAUUGUUCACUUCUAGUUACUGAAUCUGAUACAGACUCUUUGAAUUUGAAGGUGGUGUAUUCAAAACGAAUAUAUGACUUUAAUACACGCGUCUUUUUCUCUUUGCCACAUUCCCGCACAUCCAUCUUUAUGUCUCCCAUACCUUGUCAUUCUUUGAAGCUGCAAUAAGAAUUCUGGACGCCUACUCACCAUCGGUUUCUGCAGGCUUUUGUGAAUUUUCGUAAAUAACACAACAUUCUCAAAUCCACUUAAUCCAAAAACAGGAAAGGCAACUGUUUUCAGUAAUAGUUUUUUUUUAUUAAGACAGUAAAAGCAAUGGUUGUAAGAGUAGUCACUUUUCUUACACAUCGUAAUAUUUUGAAGAACUGACAACUAAUCUGUACUUUUUGAAUUGCCAGUGUAUCUCUGCACUUCAUAGGAAAAGGGAGAGUGUAAGAGGACACUUAUAAGUCAAGUUGUUUCUCCCUGAUGUUGUCUGGUACUAGUAAAUUUCCAUCCCCCGGUACUGGGGCGAUGGCUGCUCUGCUAAAUCAAGAACUGCCUGCAAAAUUCAGGAAGACAUCCGUCCUCAAAAAAGCUGUGGUUUUACUUACUGCUGCUUAUGGUGUCAAGAAGCUUUACCCCGUUGUAUACCGUCACCUGUCGGGCUUGACUGGGCAGAGAGUUCUUUCUUCUCAAACUAAUGGUGCUCUGCAAACUGCAUCAGGAACAAAAACCCGCUCUCCGAGUGUCAACAAGGAAUUUCUGGAACGUUUGUGGCAUUUGCUAAAGAUUUUGUUCCCCAGGUUUUUCUGCAAAGAAUUUGGCUUGCUGGGUUUACACUCAGUAGCCCUUAUCUCACGGACGUUUCUUUCCAUUUAUGUUGCACAUUUAGAUGGUAAAAUAGUGAAGACAAUUGUGAAAAAGGACCCACGAGCCUUUGUGUUGGAGUUAACCAAAUGGCUCCUUAUUGCAAUCCCUGCUACUUUUGUGAACUCUGCAAUUCGCUACCUGGAGGGGCAACUGUCUUUGUCUUUCAGAACUAGACUGGUCCGGCAUGCAUAUAAGCUCUAUUUCAGCAACCAGACUUAUUACAGGGUUAGCAACAUGGAUGGCCGCUUAGCCAACCCAGAUCAGUCCCUGACUGAAGACAUCGUCAUGUUUGCAGCCUCAGUAGCGCAUCUUUACUCCAACUUGACAAAGCCCAUCUUGGAUGUCAUGAUGACAAGUUACACUCUGCUCAAGACAGCCAAGUCCAAGGGUGCCAACACUACUUGGCCUUCUGCUAUUGCUGGACUUGUGGUCUUCUUGACAGCUAAAGUAUUGCGUGCUUUUUCUCCCAAGUUUGGCAAACUAGUAGCAGAAGAAGCCAGACGGAAGGGUGACCUGAGAUACACGCAUUCCCGUAUCAUCGCCAAUUCGGAGGAGAUUGCUUUCUAUGGUGGCCAUCAGAUUGAGAUGUCACAGUUGCAGCGAUGUUACCAAGCACUAGCUUCACAGAUCAACCUGAUCCUUUUGAAGAGGCUGUGGUAUGUCAUGCUGGAGCAGUUCUUGAUGAAGUACUUGUGGAGUGCUUCAGGACUGGUAAUGGUGGCUGUACCUAUUAUUACUGCCAUUGGGUAUUCUGAGUAUGAUUCUGAAGAGACCAAACAGGCUGCUUUGGAGAUGAAAGAGGAGGACCUGGUCAGUGAAAGAACAGAAGCAUUUACUACUGCAAGAAACCUGCUCACUGCUGGAGCUGAUGCCACUGAAAGAGUUAUGAGUUCAUACAAAGAGGUGACUGAAUUGGCUGGAUAUACUGCACGUGUUUAUGAGAUGCUCAUAGUGUUUGAAGAAGUCCGUAAUGGAGUGUUCAAACGUUCAUCAAGUUGUGAGGUUACUAGCAUGGUUCAAAAAGGAGUUGUAAAACAUGGCAUUCGUAUAGAAGGACUUCUUGAUAUUCAAGGACAAGUGGUUGACGUGAAUCAAGGUAUUAGCUGUGAAAAUAUUCCAGUAAUCACACCAACAGGAGAUGUUGUGGUUGCCUGCCUCAAUAUCAAGGUAGAAGAAGGCAUGCACCUGCUAAUUACUGGCCCAAAUGGGUGUGGGAAGAGCUCAUUAUUCCGAAUUUUGAGUGGACUGUGGCCUGUUUACCAAGGUGUGCUUCGCAAACCACCACCGGAGCAUAUGUUUUAUAUUCCACAAAGACCUUAUAUGUCAGUAGGAUCACUACGAGAUCAGGUAAUUUAUCCUGACACCCUUGAAGAAAUGAGCAGAAAAGGUUUCAAGGAUUCUGACCUGGAGCAUAUUCUGGAUAUUGUAAACUUGCGUUACAUUCUUCAAAGAGAGGGUGGCUGGAAUGCUGUUAGUGAUUGGAAGGAUGUCUUGUCGGGUGGAGAGAAGCAACGAAUGGGAAUGGCUCGUAUGUUUUAUCACAAGCCAAAGUAUGCCUUGUUGGACGAGUGCACAAGUGCUGUUAGCAUUGAUAUUGAAGGCAAGAUUUUUCAGGCUGCAAAGGAUGCUGGGAUAGCAUUAUUGUCAAUUACCCAUCGUCCCUCUCUCUGGAAAUACCACACCCAUCUUCUGCAGUUUGAUGGUGAAGGGGGCUGGAAAUUUGAGAAGUUAGAUACAGCAACCCGUCUCUCUCUCACCGAAGAGAAACAGCGGCUUGAGGUGCAGCUUGCUGGGGUCCCUAAGAUGCAAAGGCGACUGACUGAUCUUUGCAGGAUGUUGGGAGAGGACAGCAAUGUAUCUGAAUCCACUGAAAAUGAAGACAACGAAAAUCUGAGCAGUAGCAAAUUACAUAUAUCUGAUGAGUGAAAGGAAAAAGACCUAAAAUCUAUAGGGUCAUAGUUGACAAUCUAAAUAUAUACAUUAGAACAGUUGGCAGUUCAUGGUGAGAUGGACAAUAAAAUAAAUAAGUAUUUUAACGCAUAGAUUUAAUGAGAAUGACAACAAAGGAUACAUAUGUAGGAAAAAUGGUUGAUUGAAGAUUUUUCAGCCCAGUAAUGCUUUUUCUAUUUCUGUCCAUUAGACCUGAUUAAUCAAUUUUCAGAAUUGUGGGUGGUCAAAGCACAUCAAGGCAACAUUGGGUGCAAGGCAGGUAACUACUCUGGAUGUGGUGCUAAUUCAUUGCCUUAUCCUCGCACACGUCCACACUCACAAAGUGCAAUUUAAAGUAACCAUUUAACCUAUCACGAUUGUCUUUAUUGAUCUGUAUUCUUAGUUUAUCUGUAUAGAUUUCUAUCUAUCUAUCUAGAUUUACUGAAACUAAACUGUGCCUGCAUAGGCAAGUUGGAAUGUAAAAAUUAAUAACGGGUAAAAGCCUCUAAAAAUUCUUAUAGGCAAGUACAAAUCUUGAGUCCCAAUGCAAAGCUCAAGAGAUUAAAAAAGGUUUUGACACAAAAAAGAAGCACAGAGUGAGGACUGGUGUCUUGUAAUUUAAGCAGCUAGAUGUGUUUAAACAACCCUUGGCUGAUGGCUGAAUAAUUACUGUUAGAUGGCAAUGGAAGCAGGAGGCUUGAUAGAAAUAUCAUGCCGGGUGCCUGACAAUUUAAUACUGUGGAAUUUUCUCAAACCCCAGUGCUUAUAGUUUCCCUUAACAUAAUACUGAUUUAAAAAUCAGAAUGCACAUAUUUACAUUAUUUCAUUAUAUUGCCAUUUCAAUCUAACCACUUAAUUAUGAACUUUUGUUAAAUCUUUGAUAAUGACAGAGGAACUACAUUCAAGUGGUGUGCUAUAAAACUAACCUCUAGAAAAUAUGUAUUUUACAAUAUAUAAGCAAAACUAUAUAAAUAUCUUUAAAAAACGGUCCUAUUGUGGUAUGCAUCAUGGAGGCACAGUGGUUAAUGCUGCUACUGCACAGAUCCAGGAAAUAGGUUUAAUUAUACAUUGUCUAUGGAACUGACACAUUAUCCUUGUGCUUGUAUGGGUUUUCCUUGGGGAUUCCAGCUACCCCAGACAGUUGAUGUGCAUGUCUGAGUGAGUGUGGUUGUUGGUCAGAGACUGUUGUCCCACCUAGGCUGUGGUCUUUGCUAGAGCUUGAUGCUGCCAACUUCAGCUUGAUGUGACCCUCAUAUGUGGAAAAAGAAAGCUCAGAACAUGGGUGAAUGCCAUGGUUUUGAGUGGCAUGAUGGCAUGGCGGUUAGUACUGCAGUUUUACAGUUUAAUAAACCAGACUGUGCUCUCCAGGCUAGUCACCAUCUGUGAAGUCUGUUUAUCCCAUGGACCAGAGAUUUUUUAGGUUGUGUUAAAUGGCAGCUGAGUGCUGUCCUGGUAUAUGAGAGUGUGCCUUGUGAUAGACUGAUAUACUAUUGAACAUUUAAGGUUGGGUACAAUACUAUAAAGACAGGGUUUCUGUCACCCUGUACUGGAGAAAAAAUGUUUUGUAAAUGGAAGGGUGUUUGGGUUGUAUAGUUAUGCUUAAUGUGAAAUGCCAGUUAAAAAAUUAAAAAGCCUCCAAGAAUGUGAAAGUAAAGGUAUGUAAAUAUAUUGGUCUUAAUUAAGUGCCACUGGGUUUCCUUCUUAGGAUCUCCUGUCUAUAGUAUUAGCUGGAAAAGUCACAGUUUUAGUCUUCUAAGGAUUCUUAUAUUCUUCACUUCUUCAUUGAUACUGUUGAACCUUGUUGUUAAUUGCAUCUUGUUAUUUGCUCAUAUUUAGUUGUUUUUAAUUUAAAUGCCAUAAAUGUUUCAGAUGUUAAUUCUAAAUAAUAUAUAAAUAUCUGAUGGUUUUAGAAGGAAACAUAUAUUUAAAACUUUCUACCUAGUAAAAAAUGCCUUGUCCUUUUUAUUAGACUGAUUCAGAGAGAAGAAUGCUGAAUACUAACAGAUAAUUUGCAGAUAGUUAGGCCCGGGCACUUUGUUUGAGCAUUACAGUCUUUGUAAUGUGUGGUAUGGAUUCUUACUGCAGUUUUGUUAUGUGUUACAGUUGAUUAAACCUUUUUGUUCUUA
Messenger RNA from Polypterus senegalus (gray bichir), 5406 nucleotides. It is a transcript of the gene abcd1, whose product is annotated as ATP-binding cassette, sub-family D (ALD), member 1. The record is from RefSeq and is a predicted model, not a curated record. Gene Ontology annotation, cellular component: peroxisomal membrane. Bases 968 to 3277 code for a protein of 769 amino acids. The transcript is spliced from 10 exons. Gene Ontology annotation, molecular function: ATP hydrolysis activity; long-chain fatty acid transmembrane transporter activity; ABC-type transporter activity. Gene Ontology annotation, biological process: peroxisome organization; very long-chain fatty acid catabolic process; long-chain fatty acid import into peroxisome. Lineage: Eukaryota; Metazoa; Chordata; Cladistia; Polypteriformes; Polypteridae.